CAAGGUGUCCCCUUCUUUUUCUUUGCCGACAGUCAUCAUCUUCUCAUUCAUCUGCAAUCAUCAUCAUCUUCCCCAUCUCCACUUCUCUAGAUUCCAAAAUCCCAAAUUCUCCCAUCUCAAAUCUAACAGAUUUGGGAAUUGGCAAGAGCCAAGAAGGAUUUUUGAGUCUAACACAACAAUUUCGUUGGGUUAUAAUAUCAUGGCUCAAAUUAGAAAAUAUCCUUCGGGUGCUCAAAACAGAAAAGAAAAGCAAAAGAGAGAUGCAUUAGUUAAGCUUCAAGCCGGAUCUCUUAGUAAGUACUUCAACACAAAUAAUAAACAAGCACAAACUUCAGCUGAUGCAAGUAUACUUGAGAAUGAGAAGGAUGUUGAAGAACAUGAUCAGUUAAUGACUGAAAACGAGAGUGCAGAACUGAGUCAAGGUCUUAAUGCCAAUGAAAAUGAUUAUCUUAGUCAGCCUAUAAAUGAAAGUGGUGGUACAGACGAACCAAAUCUUCCAGUGAAUGAGGAAGAAAAUAUCAUUACUGAAGAUGAUCAAAACAAAGAUUCAAGUGCAGAAUUUGAAUUAAUAUAAUAUUUUGGUAAAUGAUAUUGGGAUUGCUAUAUUUCUAUGUUACAAUGGGGAGCCCCAUUUUUGCUUUUGGCCUAGAGCCCCUAAAAACUCAGGGCCA
Molecule: messenger RNA, 671 nt
Organism: Rosa rugosa (rugosa rose)
Lineage: Eukaryota; Viridiplantae; Streptophyta; Magnoliopsida; Rosales; Rosaceae
Exons: 3
Coding region: 200-574 (124 amino acids)
Source: RefSeq, a predicted model, not a curated record